AUGCAACAAAAGGCAAAUGAGGUUGUGGAUAUUGGUGUUAGUGGUACUACUAAAAUGGAGACUGAAGAAUUGCCUGCACAGCCUCAGGGGGAACAAGACAGUUUAAAUGGACCUGCUGAAAAGAAAGGACCUGGUCCCUCAAGGGAAGAUUUGGAGUCUGCAGGAGUGUCUACCAUACAUGUUCCUUGGAAAGAAACCUCUCCUGAAAAAGAAGCCUUAUCAGAAGAGAAACCCGGUUCCUCCACUCCAUCUGAGAGGGUUAACUCUGAAAGAGACGAAGUUGACUCUGAUGGUGACAUUCCUAGAAAGGGGGAAUCUUGGAGAAAACACAUUGCUGAAAAGAAAUCUUCUGUAAAAACAAGAAAGAAACCUCCCACUACUAGGCAAAAGGCUCGGGCAAGACUAGACUCUGCCUUAAAGACCAACAAAGAGACGACCAGUAAGAAGAAAAAAAAGUUAGUUCUUUUGAAGAAUUUGAGUAAGUUAAGAGAUGAGGAGGAAGUGAUCUUUGUUUCUGACAAAGAAGAGGAAGAGGAGCACACUCCCUUGGUGAGGAAAAAUUCAAAAGGGAAGGGAAAAACAGUGGCUUCUGAGGAGCAAAGCAGACAUAAAGAAAUAAAGCGUUCCAAGGCCUCUGAGGAUGAACAAGAAGAACUCGUGACUAAGGGAAAGAAGGGACCUAGUUCCUCUAAAAAAAGAACAAGCACUGGCAAUGAAGACAGGUUCCACAAAGAAAAGGAAGAUCAAUGUGACAAAGGGACCUGGUACUUUAAGAAAGGCAAGCAACAACAAGCAAAUGUGCAAACAGAAGAAAUACUGGAGGAAGGAAGACCGUUCAACAUACGAGGUAAAAAAGUGUUGAUGGGGCGAGUGAUUGCUCCUGAGAUCAGUGAGCACCAAGCUUUGAAUGAUCUCAUGGAGGUACUUAAAUUUCAACAGUGGGAGCACUUGAUGGUCGGUCCCCUGGUAGUCUAUGAAUAG
Molecule: messenger RNA, 981 nt
Organism: Lycium barbarum (goji berry)
Lineage: Eukaryota; Viridiplantae; Streptophyta; Magnoliopsida; Solanales; Solanaceae
Exons: 2
Coding region: 1-981 (326 amino acids)
Source: RefSeq, a predicted model, not a curated record